Closterium sp. NIES-65 is the source of this 723-nucleotide messenger RNA. The record is from the annotation of a GenBank genome assembly. Lineage: Eukaryota; Viridiplantae; Streptophyta; Zygnematophyceae; Desmidiales; Closteriaceae.
AUGGCUACCCCUAGUGUCCUCGCUUUUGACGCUGAGGGUCGGGCCAUUGACUUUGACGUCUGGGUAGAUGACAUGCAGCUUUUCCUACAGUGCGAUAGGGCAGACGGUCUCUCCCUCUUUGACCUCACUUCUGGUGCCUCUCCUACCCGUGCUGCUGAUGCUGACGCCACUUACAAGAGUGCGCAGACCUUGUACAACGCUGUAGUUGCACGCUACUCCUCCCCUGCCACUGCUGCACUGAGCCGCCUCAUGCUACCGUACCUCUUCCCUGACCUUGCUUCCUUUCCCACUCUCAUUGACCUCAUUACGCACCUCCGCACUAGUGACACUCGCUACCGCGCUGCACUUCCUGCUGAGUUCUGCGCCAAGAACCCCCCUCCCCCCAUGUACAUCACCCUCUACUACAUAGUCACCCGGCUCCCUGACUCUCUCCGCGUAGUAAGAGACCACUUCCUCUCAGUUUGCCCCACCACUCUCACCGUUGACCUCCUCGAGAAGGCCCUCCUAGCGGCAGAGAAGAGCAUAGUCGCUGUAGGAGCCUCUCGUGGUGACCCUUGCACCUCCGUCUUUGAGGGGUGUUCCCCCCCCCCCCUUUUGCCCUCUGUUGCCUCUGCAGCUGCGGCCGACCUCAUUGGUCUCGAGUCGGUUGGCCCCUUUUUUUUUGGGCUUUUAGGAGAUCCCCGGAGGAAACCAACCCUCCGUAGGGAGAAGGCGCUUCGGUGA